GGACACCGCUGUCACCAAUCCCCAUCCAUUUACCCACGAGCCAUUCAGCCAUUCACCGCUGCUCUCUGUGUGCCAUCUCCAUCCAUCUUCUCAUCUCAGAUGAUGCACAGAGAGCAGAUGACAUCUGUGUUCACUUCAACUCCUCGAGUCGUUUUGCUUCUUAGCAAAACUGACAGCAAAAUGCAGCCAUUUCCCGUCGGCCGUUACUGGAGUGGAAAUCUUGUAUUUCCUGCAACUUCUGUUGUGGCAUCGUAGAACCUUUUGGGUUGGAAGGGACCUUUAAAGGUUUCCUGGUCCAAUUCUGUCCGUCUGUCGAUCCUCACCGUACAAAUUCCACCUUUCCUGGAGGCGUAAAAGCGGAGGUGCUGAGUGGGAAGGGAAAGCUUCAAGUGGGAGCAUGGAAAAGUCCGAGCGCUGAGCGGUGCAGGAAAGGAAUCUGGUGUUGGUAUGUUUUCCUCUUUCCUGUCAUUGCAGGCUUCCUCCCCAGCGUACAGCGGCUCCAACAUCUAUUCCCCGGAUUCAUCCACCAACUCUGGUCCCAUCAUCUCGGACGUGACGGAGUUGGCUCAGUCCAGCCCUUCAGCAUCUCCCAGCGGCAGCCUGGACGAGAGGAGCAGCCCCGUGGUCCGCAUCAAAGAGGAGCCCCCCAGCCCCUCCCGCAGCCCCAAGGAGAACGAGCCCAGCACCACGACCGCCGCGGCCGGCAACAGCACCGCGCAGCCUCAGCCCCAGGAAAAGUGCCUCAGCGUUGCCUGCCUCGACAA
This is a messenger RNA of Lagopus leucura (white-tailed ptarmigan), 764 nucleotides long. RefSeq names its product heat shock factor protein 1-like. The transcript has 3 exons. Gene Ontology annotation, biological process: regulation of DNA-templated transcription. Gene Ontology annotation, molecular function: DNA-binding transcription factor activity; DNA binding. The record is from RefSeq and is a predicted model, not a curated record. The annotation marks the transcript as partial. NCBI's taxonomy places the organism in Eukaryota, Metazoa, Chordata, Aves, Galliformes, Phasianidae.